CAACCUUCCUUUGUCUUAAUCAGCCAGACGGCAUAAUGCAAAAGCCAAAACGAAAUAUCUUACUGUAUUUUGAAGCUCUGUGCUGUUCUAUAGCAGGAGGCAAUGGGGACGAUAAUGAUCAGCCUCCAAAUUCCAAUAAAGACACGUAAAUCGGACACUCGUCACCUUGCAUGGCCUCAACCCUCUUCUUAUCUCCACCUUCUUUUGCUAUAUAUAUAGUAUUCCCAUGAUCAUCUUCCCAUCAAGUACUGUUAAACAUGGAGAUCAAAAAUAAGCUGUGUUUGGUUGUCUUGGUUUUCUCUGUCUUGCUCGCUGUGAGUAGUGGUGUGGAUUAUAAAGAGAAGGACCCCGAGCUGCGGCAGUGCCAGCACCAGUGCCAACACCUGAGAGGAGCUGAUGAGCAACAGAAGCAAAUCUGCGAGCAGCGAUGCGAUGAUUACAUCAAGCAGAAGAAGCAGGAGGAGAAGCAGAGGAGGGGAGAAGGAGGAGGUACUAGUUUUUAUGGAUAUGAUGAGGAUCAAGAACAGUAUCAGGGGCAACAGCGACAGCAACAGCAAUAUGACCAGAAUCCCUACUUCUUUGAAGAUCAGGAUUUUGAGACCAUAGUCGAAACUGAUCAAGGCCGAGUUCAGAUUCUUCAGAAGUUCACUGAGAAGUCUGAUCUUCUGCGCGGCAUUCAGAAUUUCCGGAUUGGUUCUCUUAUCACCAACCCUCACUCUUUUGUUGCUCCACAUCAUCUUGAUGCCGACUGUGUUUGCUUCGUCUUCCAGGGGCGACCAACCAUUAGCAUGGUGAGAGGUGAGAAGAGAGAGAGCCAUAACCUUGAACGUGGAGAUAUACUCAGGGUUCCAGCUGGUACUCCUGUUUAUAUCAUCAACAGAGACGAAAAUGAGAAGCUGUUUAUUGUGAAACUCCUCCGCCCAGUCUCGCUUCCUGAUCAGUUUGAGGCAUUCUUUGGGGGAGGUGGUGAGAACCCGGAAUCAAUUUUCAGAGCUUUCAGUCCGGAGGUACUUCAGGCGGCUUUCAAGGCCGGAAGAGAUGAGCUACAGAGGCUUUUCGGGCAGCAGAGGCAAGGAAGCAUCAUGAAGGCCUCCAGAGAACAAAUUCAGAAGAUGAGCCACAGUUCUGGUGGCGCCGAAAAGAUUUGGCCUUUCCAUGGUGAUGAGCCAUUCUCAACAUCAACGAAAUCAGGCCCGUUCAACCUCUUCAAGAAGCGCCCUUCUCAGUCGAACCAACAUGGACAUCUCUUUGAAGCUGAUUUCAAUGACUACAAACAGCUCGAGGAACUCGACAUCCAAAUCUCUUUCGCCAACAUCACUCGAGGGUCCAUGGUUGCUCCACACUUCAACUCCAAAUCCACCAAAAUCUCCUUCGUUCUGGAUGGUGAGGGCUUCUUCGAGAUGGCAUGUCCCCACCUUGCGUCCCAAGAAAGCUCCCAAAGACAACAGCAACCUCAGCGGAGGAGCAGCAGCCCAAGCUACCAGAAUGUGAGAGGGGACUUGAGACGUGGAACCGUUUUCAUUGUCCCCGCCGGCCAUCCGGUCACCGCCAUUGCCUCGAGGAACAGUAAUCUGCAAAUCCUCUGCUUUGAGGUGAAUGCCAAGGACAAUGUGAAGAUCCCUCUGACGGGAAAGAGCAAUGUGGUGAGUCAGUUCGAGAGGGAAGCAAAGGAGCUCGCGUUCGGUGUUCCGGUGAAAGAGGUGGACCGCAUCUUUAACAAGCAACAGGAUCAGUUUUUCUUCGAGGGACCGAACAAUCAGCAGCAGGGUCGUAUGUGGUCAGUGGUUUAGUAUUAAGCAGAAGGAAGGUGUUCGACGAAGUCCUGGUAAUAAGUGACUGCUGCAGUUUGAGGUUGCUAAUGCUAAUAUGUAUAUUAAGAGUACUUGGUUCUAUGACUGAGAGGUGAGAAAGUAAAUAUGUCCAGUCUUCCAAUGUAGCUAUAGGGUUUAAGCACCCUUAAAUAA
Molecule: messenger RNA, 1964 nt
Organism: Argentina anserina (silverweed cinquefoil)
Lineage: Eukaryota; Viridiplantae; Streptophyta; Magnoliopsida; Rosales; Rosaceae
Product: vicilin Cor a 11.0101
Exons: 3
Coding region: 258-1790 (510 amino acids)
Source: RefSeq, a predicted model, not a curated record